Messenger RNA from Periconia digitata, 1419 nucleotides. The record is from the annotation of a GenBank genome assembly. NCBI's taxonomy places the organism in Eukaryota, Fungi, Ascomycota, Dothideomycetes, Pleosporales, Periconiaceae.
UACCUAUCUUGGCUUAGCUCCCCCAGCCGAAAGCUUCCACCUCACGAUAGGUAACCAUGUUGACGACACUCUGCUUGAAGCUCCCCAUCCCCCAUCUCCGCCUCUCGCUACCUACCCACCACUCCAUCAUCAAUAUCCCGUCUCCCGCGUACCCGACCCAUCGCCCUAUUCUAAAGGACCUCUCCAUUACAGACUGAUCCCCGCGCCUGUCCGCACACGCCCCCACUCGCCGCCACCAACAUGGCGCUCGACACCUUCUACCACAACAAGAUCGAGGCCAUGAAGCUGGAGAUCAUACAGGGCCAGGCUGUCCUGCGCCGUCUCGAAGCCCAGCGGAACGACUAUAACUCGAGGGUGCGGUUAUUGCGGGAAGAACUCGGCCUGCUCCAGCAACCGGGGUCCUAUGUUGGUGAGGUGGUCAAGGUCAUGGGCACCAAGAAGGUCCUGGUCAAGGUGCAUCCCGAGGGCAAAUAUGGCAGAACAGUCGUGGACAUUUCUGAUAACGUCGACAUCACCAAACUCACCGUCGGAAAGCGCGUGACGCUGCUCAGCGACUCCUACAAGCUUGAAAAGAUGCUACCCUCCUCAGUCGACCCUCUCGUAUCUCUCAUGAUGGUGGAAAAGGUACCGGACAGUACAUAUGACAUGAUUGGUGGUCUGGAUCAGCAGAUCAAGGAAAUCAAGGAAGUCAUCGAGCUCGGUCUCCAACAUCCAGAACUUUUCGAAUCGCUAGGCAUUGCACAACCAAAGGGCGUCUUGCUGUACGGUCCUCCAGGAACAGGAAAGACGCUGCUCGCACGUGCCGUUGCCCAUCACGCAGACUGCAAGUUUAUCCGAGUGUCUGGAAGUGAGUUGGUGCAAAAAUACAUUGGUGAGGGAAGCCGAAUGGUCCGCGAGCUUUUCGUCAUGGCGCGAGAACAUGCGCCCAGUAUCAUCUUCAUGGAUGAAAUCGACAGCAUCGGAUCGAGCCGUGUAGAGGGAAGCUCAGGUGGUGAUUCCGAAGUGCAGCGGACCAUGUUGGAGCUGUUGAACCAGCUGGAUGGUUUCGAGCCCACCAAAAACAUCAAGAUCAUCAUGGCCACGAAUCGUCUCGACAUCCUGGACCCUGCGCUUCUCCGACCUGGCCGAAUCGACCGAAAGAUUGAAUUCCCCCCACCAUCUGUGGAAGCCCGUGCCGAUAUUCUCAGGAUUCAUUCCAGGAGCAUGAACUUGACGCGCGGCAUCAAUCUUACCAAGAUUGCUGAGAAGAUGAAUGGGUGUUCGGGUGCUGAGUUGAAGGGAGUUUGUACCGAAGCGGGCAUGUACGCACUGCGCGAGAGAAGAGUGCACGUCACGCAGGAAGACUUUGACCUUGCGACUGCCAAGGUCUUGAACAAGCACGACGACAAGGCGACAAGUUUGAGCAAGCUCUGGAAAUAG